This is a messenger RNA of Closterium sp. Yama58-4, 3276 nucleotides long. The record is from the annotation of a GenBank genome assembly. NCBI's taxonomy places the organism in Eukaryota, Viridiplantae, Streptophyta, Zygnematophyceae, Desmidiales, Closteriaceae.
AUGCGCUCCAACCCCUCUCACGCGCCUGAGCCCUCUCAUACACCUGACUCCUCUCACACGCCUAAUCCUCCCCGCACGCCUGACGCUUCCCACGCGCCUAACUUAUUCCGCGCGCCUGAUUCCUUCCGCGCGCCUGAUUUCUUUCGCGAGCCUGAUUCCCUCCGCACGGCUGACUCCUUCCGCGCGCCUGACUCCUUCCGCGCCGCUGACUCCUUCCGCACGCCCGAUUCCUUCCUCACCUCUCUCAGCUCCCGCAGCUUCGCCGCUUCUGCCGGCGGAUCGGCCGGCAGCAGGCGCCAUCGUCAACGUCAGCAGCACGGACGGUCACGAUCUGCCGCGGCGCUCGAACCGAUUCCGCGAUCUCCGGCGACAAUAGCGGCGCAGAACUCUGCUGGUCUUCGCAGCCCAGUUCUAGAUUCUCUGAGUCUUCGCUCUGUCGGCAAUAGUAGCCGUAGUCUGCACUCCGCCCGUUCCGGCUCUGCCGUUGAGCGACGGGAAUCGUCGUCCUGGCGACUGGAAGCGUCGCCCGGGCGACUGGAAGCGUCGCCUGGGCGACUGAGAUCGUCGUUCGGCCAACUGGACGGUGUUUUUGAGACGAUCGACGGAGAGGCAGAGCUAGUGGAAGUUGCGUCUGGGCGAUCCGAAGAGUCGUCUGGACGACGGAGUGUCGCUGGCGACGCGGCGAGCGACAGGAGCGCGUCGUCUAGACUAGUCCGAGCGGCGGAGAGCAUAUCGCAUGGUGAGGGCGGUGAGAUCAGACCGGACGGGCGACAAGACGACGACCAGGAGGGCGAAACCAAGCCUGACGGACAACCAGACGACGAGACUGACGUUAACGGAAAUCGUCAACGUUCUUUCAAGCGGAAAUCACGGCUGCGAGUGAGGUGGGGGCCAGACUCGCCCGACAGGGAUACCACGGGAGAGCAGAGCAAGCGGAAAUCACGGCUGCAAGUGAGGUGGGGCCCUGAUUCCCCCGACAGGGAUACCCCGGGAGGAGCAGGAGAGGGUUGGGGCGGUAUCGUCAGCGCGAGCAGCAGGAGCUUCAGGCAUGUUGCUAGCUUCCUCCAGAGUUCCUGGCGCCAUGAUUCGCCUGACUCGCCCCCUGGUGAACUCGAGGAGGAGGAGAGAGAGGGAGGGGGGAGAGAGGGAAACGGGGAGGAGGGCGGAGGGAGAAGCGCGGGGAGCAGGGUGUUGGGAAGGAGAAGGGGGCGCGGAUUGCGAGGGGCGGGGGAUGGGAGAGGAGGGAGAGGAGGGAGCGGAGGGAGAGAAGGGAGAGGAGGGCGAGGAAGCGGAGCGGAAGACGGAGAGAGGGGAGGCGGGUGCUGGUCGAACCCUGCAUGGGCCACGUACCUGAACCAGCCCGUACCUGAGAAGGUUGGGCCCGUGCCGUCCACCCCGCCUCGGGAAGGCGAGGGGGUGUGCUACGUGCUGUACCGGUGGAUGCUGUGGCUGAUGAGGCGAAUGCGGAUUCCCAUCAUCCACCCCUACUCGAGGCGAAUGCGCAUCCCCAUCAUCCACCCCUACUCAAGGUUCCGCCGUGAUAUCAACUUGCUUGUGGGCGCCUGCAUUCUCUACAACAUGUGGGAGGUGCUCUUCCAGAUCGCCUUUGACCUGCGCUCCACGGGCGCAUGGCUCAUUGUUGACUCCACCCUCUCCGCCAUCUACCUCACCGACGUCUUCCUGGGCUUUAAGACCGGGUACGUGACGAGGGAGCGGCAUGUGCGCACAAGUGAUGGCAUCAAGAUAUUGCAGCCACAGCAUAUUGUCCUGGAGCAGCGGCGCAUAGUGUGGCAUUACCUGCGCACGUGGUUCCUACUCGACCUGCUCUCCUCCCUGCCCAUGGAUCUCAUCAUCUCCCUCACCACCACCUCCUCCUCCGGCUUCUGGAUCUCCACCGUGUUCCGAGCGCUGAAGCUCUUCCGCAUGCGCCGCCUGCUCAACGCCACGGGCCAGCUCAGAACGUCCUUCCUGCGCUCCACAUGGAUGGAGCUCACCGUGCUCAUCCUGCAGAUCUGCAUGUUCUGCCACGUGGGCGCCUGCACCUUCGCUCUGAUUGGCCGGCUCGAGCCAGACGGCCAAUCGUGGCUCGCCAAUUUCUUCUGGGACGACAACGGCGAGGCGCAGCCGCUGGAAACAGCGCCGCCGUUCAUCGCCUACGUGGCGGCCAUCUAUUGGUCCAUGGUCACCUUUGCCUCGGUGGGAUAUGGUGACAUAUACCCGCAGGACACCAUACCAGAGCGCAUCUUUGGCACCAUUUACAACUUGCUCGCAGCCAUCAUGCUAGGUUACGCUGUUGGUCAAAUCACCUCCUUAAUCUACGCCAGCAGGGAGCGGCAGGAGAAUGCAAGGCAGCGCUUUGGAACACUCCACAAGUUCAUCGAGAGGGAGGAGCUUCCAGAAUGGCUGGCCAGCCGCUUGAUGGUGCACCUCACCCGCCAGUGGCACGCGCAGCUGUCGCAGAAGUUUGACGAGUUUGAGCUCAUGGAGAGCCUCACGGAGGACCUCCGGGGUGACCUCUUUGUGCACUGGUGGAAGCGCAGCAUUGCCGUCAGCCCCAUUAUCCCACACAGCCAUGCGUUUAUAGCGAAGCUGCUGGGGGCGCUGGUGUUGAGACGAGUAAGAGCGGGGGAAUUCAUCUGUGCUGAAGGGGAGGUGAGCCGACACCUCUACAUCUCUACAUCCCUCUCUCCCUUCCCCCCCCUCCCUUCCCUCCUUGCCCCGGUUCCCCAGCCCCGUUCUCCCGCACAGCCAUGGAUUCAUAGCGAAGCUGCUAGACGCGCUAGUGCUGGGGCGAGUGGCAGCGGGGGAGUUCCAAAGCUGCUAGACGCGCUGGUGCUGCGGCGAGUAGCAGCGGGGGAGUUCAUCUGUGCGGAGGGGGAGGUGAGCCGACACCUCUACAUCCUGCGCGCCGGCACUGCUGAUGCCACGUGGAUCAAAACCCCCGAGGAGGAGCAGGGGGAGGGCGCGGGUGCAAUGGGGGAGGUCCGGGAGGAGGCUGGAGUGUGGGAGAUUAAGGAGGAGAGCGGGGAAGAGGAGGAGGAGGAGGAGGAGGAGGAGGAGGAGGAGGAGGAGGAGGAGGAGGAGGAGGAGGAGGAGGAGGAGGAGAGGAGGAGGAGGAGGAGGAGGAGGAGGAGGAGGAGGAGGAGGAGGAGGGCGGUGGGGACGGGGUUUGUGAUGGGUAUGGAGGGGUUGUUGGAGGCUUUUGAAGGGCGCAUGGACGUGGAGGAAUGGCCGAAACAGAGGGUCGGGCUGAUCUGUGUGGAGGCGACGUUUCAG